This is a messenger RNA of Saitoella complicata NRRL Y-17804, 1087 nucleotides long. RefSeq names its product tetrapyrrole biosynthesis, uroporphyrinogen III synthase. Gene Ontology annotation, biological process: uroporphyrinogen III biosynthetic process. NCBI's taxonomy places the organism in Eukaryota, Fungi, Ascomycota, Saitoellomycetes, Saitoellales, Saitoellaceae. The coding region runs from base 59 to 883 and encodes 274 amino acids. The transcript has 2 exons. The record is from RefSeq and is a predicted model, not a curated record. Gene Ontology annotation, molecular function: uroporphyrinogen-III synthase activity.
ACCGCAACCAACGAAAUUACCCGACUUGCAAUUGGCAUACGAGGAAAGUCAAUUCAGCAUGGCUACGAAGACUUGUUUGUUGUUAAAGACGAGAUCGACGCCGAGUGAUCCCUAUGAUGCCGCAUUCAACCAGGCAGGACUACCACCAAUCUUUGUGCCGGUGUUGGAGCAUGCAGAAGUGAAUAAGGAGGAAUUGGAGAAGACACUGAGUGGGAGACCGCAUCAAACAUACAGCGGCCUGAUCCUUACCAGUCAAAGAGCUGUGGAGGCGGUAGGUCGGGUUCUGGAGAAGCUGAAUGAGGAACAAAAAACAAACCUACUAUCAAUGUCCGUUUUUACCGUUGGCCCCGCAACCCACAAAGCUAUCGCAAACCUCCGCUUCACCUCCAUCCUUGGAUCGGAAUCCGGAAAUGGAUCAGUAUUGGCUGACUACAUCCUCUCCAUCCGCUCCAAAUCCGAACACCGUCCCUUACUCUUCCUUGUUGGUGAUCAACGACGGGAUAUCAUCAUCAGGAAGCUACAAAGCGGGCAACCCUCUGCGCCGGUCGUGGAACAACUCGUCUACGUCACCCGAACCAUGUCAACAUUCCCCUCUCUCUUUGCCUCUGCUGUCGCAGAAGCAGAAAGCCGCGACAAUGACACCGGCUCAGUCGCAUGGAUCAUCUUCUUCUCCCCAGCAGGCGCAGAAGUUGCAUUGAAGGAGUUACAGAAGGAGCAAGAAGCUGGGCGGCGCAGACCCCGGAUUGCGACGAUUGGACCUACGACGGAGGAGUAUCUGGUCAAGGAGUGGAAGAUGCAGCCAGAGGUCGUUGCGAAGAAGCCGACCGCUGAGUCUUUGGUGGAGGGGAUUUUGACGUGGGAGCAGGAGCAUGCACAGCUGUGAUGGAAGGGAUUACGGUACAGCGAGAUAUACGCAUCACGAGUCAGGGAAGAGUGUACGAUAACAGCAAUGACGGAGGUCGUACGAUAACGAUGGUCAUGGAGGGGGGUCAGUCCACCCCAUCGAUAUCCGGAUAAUGGAUCCGGAUCGACGCGAAUACCUCGAGUUCACAGGAGAGGGAGGCAUACCUGCCCAAUAGAAAGGGCA